CUGCUCGUUGGCUUUUUAUUUUUUGUUUUUUGUUUUUUUUAUGGGUGCUGAUCGUUCUGUACCACCAUCAGUCCAAAGAAGCAGAGUCCAGGAGAACAUUGCAUCACCCAUUGGAGGAGGUGGUUGAGGAUUGAGUGAGGACAGGACGUAAAGACCAAAAUAAAAUGCGCGCACCAGAAGACGGCAUUCUGGCGCGUCUGUCUGCAUGCACAAUGAGCUCAGCGCCUGUGUGGUGAGGACAUCGCAGCACCGGUGAAGAUGUUCUGCGCCAGGUUGAAGGAGCUGAAGAUAUCCGGAGAGUGUCCUUUCUCCAAAAGCGACCAGCAGCAGCAGCAGCAGCAGCAGCAGAAAGAGGAGAAGAGGGAGGAGGAGGAGCAGCGUGGAGAUGCCGGGGAGAGCUCGGUCGCGCACGGCAGGAGAAGUGCGCACGAACCCGCACAGAGGAGCAGCAGAGCCAAAGUCAACCUACAUACCCUCGGAGAGAGCAUUCGCAAACUGGCGUGUCCCCAGUUUCAGAGGCUGCACGUUGCCCUCCAAAGAAUGAUGAGGCAAAGCAAGGAAACGGAAAGCGUUGUAGUUUGUUGCAGAGACUGUAGAGAAGAACCAGAGCAUUUAAUGGAGAUGAUGCACACUCACUCAACUCGAACAGGUAUCCCGAUUGAAGCCUUGAGAGUGUCUCUCGGCGAGGAGCUCUUCCACACGUGCUACGAGGAGGAUGGCCACAUUUUGCGGGUGGUGGGGGGCGCGCUUCAUGACUUCCUCAACAGUUUCAACGUUCUCCUGAAGCAGAGCAGCGCGCCCCGAGCAGAAGGAGGGCAUUGUUUAAACGAAGCAUCCGUGCUGUGCUUAGACAAAGAUCCGGGUCUGCUUACUGUCUACUUCUUCAACCCCCGCCCCACCACCGAGCUCUUCUUCCCUGGGGUCAUCAAGGCAGCGGCCCGCCUGCUCUAUCACACCACCGUGGAUGUGCUGAUGGACCCCCCCGGCGCCAAAGACAGCAUUCUUCAAUCCAACCCCCAGCACAGUCUUCUAUACACUGUGAUUGUCAAGGGGGAUAAGAACCUGAGCCCAAGUCCACUGCGGGCGACCUCAGCUGGGACCCUCCCUACCGCUCUGUUUUCCACUAUCUUCCCCUUCCAUCUUAUCCUAGACCAGGACUUGGUUUUGGUGCAAAUCGGACACGGACUCAGGAAGAGACUGAGCAGGAAGGACGGCCUCAGGCGGGCUUCCACUUUCCAAGAACACUUCUCCAUCGCGUGCCCUCAGAUCAAGUGCACCUUUCAAGGCAUCCUGACCAUGCUCAACACCCAGUUUGUCCUUCGGAUCAAGCACGGGGUGUCCGGAGCUGACAACGUAGUAAAGCUCAUGGACCUCAAGGGCCAAAUGAUAUAUGUUUCCGAGUCCAAUGUGAUCUUGUUCCUGGGCUCGCCAUGUGUGGAUAAGCUGGAGGAGCUAACAGGCCGCGGCCUCUACUUGUCCGACAUCCCCAUUCAUAACGCGCUGCGUGACGUGGUCCUCGUCGGCGAGCAGGCUAAAGCACAGGACGGUCUGAAGAAACGUCUCGGCAAGGCCAAAGCUGCACUGGAGCAGGCCCACCAGGCACUUGAGGAAGAAAAAAAGAAGACCGUGGACCUCCUUUUCUCCAUCUUUCCCGGCACGGUAGCUCAGCAACUGUGGCAGGGCCAGACGGUUCAAGCCAAGAAUUUUGAGCGGGUCACCUUGCUAUUUUCUGACCUGGUGGGCUUCACCGCUGUUUGCUCGCUCUGCACGCCGAUGCAAGUGAUCACCAUGCUCAACGAGCUGUACACCAGGUUCGACCACCACUGUGGGGAGCUUGAUGUUUACAAGGUGGAGACCAUUGGGGAUGCAUAUUGUGUAGCUGGUGGCCUACAUAAGGAGAGUGACACUCAUGCGGUCCAGAUUGCACUAAUGGCCUUAAAGAUGAUGGAGCUUUCUGACGAAGUCAAGACUCCAACCGGAGAACCAAUACAGAUGCGUAUCGGCCUGCACACUGGAUCAGUACUGGCGGGGGUAGUCGGAGUCAAGAUGCCACGUUACUGCCUUUUCGGAAAUAACGUCACCCUGGCCAACAAGUUUGAGUCGUGCAGCCAACCUCGAAAAAUCAACAUCAGCCCGACGACGCACAGAUUGCUGAAGGAGCGUCCAGAGUUUGUUUUCAUUCCCAGGAGCAGGCAGGAGCUUCCGGCCAACUUCCCAGAGGACAUUCCUGGUAUUUGUUACUUUUUAGAAGCUUCCUUCAAAACUUCACAACUGACUCGGAAAUGAAGUCCAGCUGCUGCAGCGAGGCUCCUGUUGUUUCCUUACAAACACUCACAUCAGUGUUUCUAUAUUAGAGUUGUUCGGAUAUUGAUGUCGCUAAGUGUUUGUCUCGCUUGCGGUCAUUUCAAAUUACAAUGGACCCCCGCCAUUCACGAUGGAUAGGGACGAUGGAGCCGAUUGGGGAUGGCUAAUUUCCGCAAAUAAUUGACGCGUCCCUCAAAGU
Hippocampus zosterae (dwarf seahorse) is the source of this 2503-nucleotide messenger RNA. RefSeq names its product guanylate cyclase 1 soluble subunit alpha 1 (gene gucy1a1). Gene Ontology annotation, biological process: response to oxygen levels; cGMP biosynthetic process. Gene Ontology annotation, cellular component: guanylate cyclase complex, soluble. The transcript has 8 exons. The record is from RefSeq and is a predicted model, not a curated record. Gene Ontology annotation, molecular function: heme binding; guanylate cyclase activity. The coding region runs from base 259 to 2286 and encodes 675 amino acids. Lineage: Eukaryota; Metazoa; Chordata; Actinopteri; Syngnathiformes; Syngnathidae.